Messenger RNA from Orcinus orca (killer whale), 2808 nucleotides. Its product is annotated as cytochrome c oxidase subunit 4 isoform 2, mitochondrial. The transcript has 6 exons. The coding region runs from base 1952 to 2704 and encodes 250 amino acids. NCBI's taxonomy places the organism in Eukaryota, Metazoa, Chordata, Mammalia, Artiodactyla, Delphinidae. Gene Ontology annotation, biological process: mitochondrial electron transport, cytochrome c to oxygen. The record is from RefSeq and is a predicted model, not a curated record.
AGGCUAGAGCCAGGAAGAGGGUUUAACGAGCCUUGCGAAGGCAGUGCGGGAAGGACUAACUGGGCAAGGGGCCGGCCGCGGGCUGAGCGAUUGAGGAGGAGCCUCAGGGUACGGGCGGGGCCGGCGGGCGGGCUCAGCUAGGCGAGCUGGGCGAGGCCAGGGAUAACUGACGGGACUGGGGUAGGGCUGGAGAUGGUGGAACGCUAGACUACUACGUAGAGUCCAGAGGUGCGGGCACAAUGACUGUGCAAGGGGCCAGGGAAAGAUGACUGGCAGCUCGAGGACGGGGAAGGAGGGAGGAGACGAGGGACGUAGGUGAGUAGAGUGAGGCAGGUGGCGGGACCUAGAAAAACGGCCGCCUGUGGGGGGGGCCAAGAGGCCAUGAGUGACAGCCAGAGGGGUCGGCCUCAAACGUCUCCCCUGCAACUCUGCGAGGAAUUCCUCUUCCGGCUGAACAACGCGGGCUUCGCUCACUUCGUGCCCCAGGUGUGGUGGUGCAAAGAUAACAGACCUGCAGGAAGGAGGUUUCCAUCUUCCAGGCCACCACCGGUCCCGUCCCGUCCCAAUGAAAUCCAUCCGGGGGAGUCCACCUGCUCCUGAUCGCGCCACGGGAUCGUUCCUAGGGCCGGGAAACGCGCCACUAGCGACCGCUCCCGUGGUAGCCCUGGUUCGGCGUCGGUUCUGAGCCGGCCCUCCUGUCUACAGUUGCAGAAGCGCUUUCUGGACUGGUCCCUGCUGGAUCUGCGGGUCUUCGCACGACGUCCUCUGAGCCUGCGCUGCCGCCCGGGCACCUUCAUGCUGGCGCUGCCCGUCGCCUGAAGGCCGCAGUGUCCCGGAAUCACAGUGUCCCUGCUGGGAGUCAGCUUUCCAGCUGGUGGGCGGGAUCGGGCUCUGCUCUGUCCUGACCACGCCCCCUCUGUUUACCGGCCCCCCCCCCCCCCCCGCCCAACUGGCCCCAUCCCCUUAGUGCCUCGGUUGCCCUGCUCUUCCCUGGCCCACUCUUACACUCAGUCCCCGCCCCUAAGGAUAAGCCCCGCCUACUCCUACCUUCCGGUCUCCGACUACCCUAUAUCUUCUCCCCAGUCCCUGCACUUCUUGGCUUCGCCCCCUCCUAUCCCAGGCCUCCUCCCCAUGUUCAAAUGGCUCCAGGGGCUCCCCAGGGGCUGGGGAUACGGGUCCGCAACGCUUUGUCCGACACCUCUUCCUACUUUCGGCUUUGUGUCCUCCAUGAGGCCUAGCUCUUCCUCAGUAUCUCCUCUGGGCUGGGAGGCCAGAGGUGGGUCCUGCAUGAAGCCUGAAUGGGAGAGGAAGGGGUCGUACCAGCAGGAUGCUGAGAUUGUGUCUCAGGUCUUUGUGUCUGAGCAGAAACUCAGGGCCUCCCUGAAUCUGAUCAAGUGAGAGAGAGCUGCUCCUUUCUGUAUGGGUUCCUGCUGGGGGGUUGGAGCCGCAGGGCCGCCUGAAAGGGACAGAUCCCUCUCACCUCCUAUUCCUGCUGUUCCUGAAAUCUCAGCCUGCAUUCACAUGUAGGGCCCCUUGCCGUGAGUGGUGUGUAAUGCCUCAUCUGGAGCCCACCUUGUGCCCACCAAGGUUCCCACGGAAGACUCCUGCUCCUCGGCCCCAGGACACCUGAGUGACCUGCUUUAUGGGAGAGUCUGACUAUUUUCAGGUUCCAGACAUCAAGACGCUGCUGGGCAUCGCCCUCUACGCAGUGGUGCUGCCCUAUAUCAACCUUGAGCCGCCGGGGAGCCUGCCAUCACCCCAUCACCCUCAGCCCUGGGGCCGGCUUCCCAAACAGAUGUUCCUUGUCACAGCACUGCUCCACAUCUGGAGCCUGGCAUUCCCACAGAGAUGGGGGUGGGAGACGGUAGAGAAGAACAGAGGGUCAAGUUCUCCAGGGUCAAGUUCUCCCUUGGGAGGCCCUUGUAAUGGAUGGGGAAACUGAGGCCCAGAAAUGGAGCCACUUAGUCACGAGUGUGGCAGCAGUAAAGCCUACACAUUUGCCAGUCACCCCAAUGCAGACAGCACCCACCUGCCCCUGGAAAGAUCUGACAAGACUCAAGGUGUGUCCUCCCCAGGUUGCCUGAAGGAGGGCCUUACCUCAUCUUCUGUCCUUAGGGCUAAUCUUCAGGACACCCUGGACAGCAUCCAAGAGACCCGGGUCGCGUUCUGGCUUCCGCUGAGCCGCACGAUGUCCUUUAGAGCUGCCUGGAUCUUGGUGCUGAGGAAAGGAGGACUUGGAAUGAGAGGGAUCCACAGCCCGGGAGGCACUGCCCACGGCAAGGAGAAGAUGCCCCCCUACACCAACUACCAUGCCCAGCGCUCCUACCCCAUGCCCGAUGAGCCCUUCUGCACGGAGCUCAACGCAGAGCAGCAGGCCCUGAAGGAGAAGGAGAAGGGCAGCUGGACGCAGCUGAGCCACGCUGAGAAGGUGGCCUUGUACCGGCUCCAGUUCCAUGAGACCUUCACAGAGAUGAACCGUCGCUCCAACGAGUGGAAGACAGUGAUGGGCUGUGUCUUCUUCUUCUUUGGAUUCACAGGUCUGCUGAUUUGGUGGCAGCGGGUCUAUGUGUUCCCUAAGAAACCCAUCACCCUGAUGGAUGAGUGGAAGGCCCAGCAGCUCCAGCGCAUCCUGGACAUGAAGGGCAACCCCGUGCAAGGCCUGGCCUCCCAGUGGGACUAUGAAAGGAAGGAGUGGAAGAAGUGACGUGGCAUCCCAGCUGCUCGCGCUGCAGCUCUGCCCUGGCCCGGAGCCUAUGGAGGCCCCUCCCCGCCACUUAACCCCAAUAAAGCUGGCCUGCUCUCAUCUGC